GGGUGGAAAAGACUUUAGCUAAGCACGCUUAAUUCAAUCAAAAGCACGACGUACUGGCUGUUGAAUCGUUAGUAGACCGCUUGGCUGCAACAACUACAGUUCAUUCGAAUCUCAAACAGGCAUAUCGUGAAGCCAUUGUGAAAAAACGCUCUACAGAUGAUUUACUAUAGGUGUUUUGAGCGUUUCGUAUUAUUGCUGGUCUGCCAAGUGUUGCAGUGUCCUUUUAUUUUCGCAAACUUGCCGUCCACCAUUAGACCAUGCGCCCGCAAUGAUCCUCUUCUGGAGCGGUGUAUCAUUAACGCUGUCUACCAAAUAAGGCCAUUACUAGUGAACGGAAACCUGGGGGAUGGCUUCACAACACCCCCAUUAGAACCGCUGUCCCUAGAUGAUAUUGAACUGGGACUAAGUAGUCAAUUUCAAGCUGUUUUCACGAAUCUUGAAGCCAAUGGAGGAAGUAACUUUAUCAUUGACCGCCUUAUUGCCAAGCCGUUAGACACAUCGUACGAUCUCUGGAUUACACUCCCGCGCAUUGACUUUAGAGGAAAGUAUUCGCUGCAUCUUAAUUUGCUACUCCUAGACAUAAAAGGAAAAGGAAAUAUGCAGGGAUAUUGCGAAAACGCAAAGGCUUUCGUUAAAAUUCGUGGGUCUCGGUAUCUGCGAAAUGGCAAAGACUAUGUGAAGUUCACCAAGAUGACCAUGCGCAUUGAUUUUGAGGAUUUUAAAUUAAGCUUGGCAAAUUUAUUCAGCGGCGAUCGAAUUUUGGGGGACGUAGGAAAUACCCUUAUUAAUAACAAUCAAGAAUUAUAUAUGAAAGAGAUUGUGCCAGGCCUAGAGCAAGGUCUUUCUAAAAAGUUUUUAGAUGUGGCGAAUGAAGUCCUUGCCAGCGCUACAUUUGAUGAGAUGUUUCCUCCUGGAAAGACGUUCAUCAAUCCGAUUGCACACCCGCCAUCGUCGGGUCUUAGUCCAGCUAUAUUUGAGCCGGCCUUUGAAGCUGAAAAUCCCGACGGAAGUAUUUUAAAUAAAACAUAA
This is a messenger RNA of Drosophila erecta, 1029 nucleotides long. It is a transcript of the gene Jhbp10, whose product is annotated as protein takeout. The transcript has 5 exons. Bases 157 to 1029 code for a protein of 290 amino acids. The record is from RefSeq and is a predicted model, not a curated record. Lineage: Eukaryota; Metazoa; Arthropoda; Insecta; Diptera; Drosophilidae.